CCUCGUUCUCAUCCCACAGCCAAUAAGGGCCUGAUGGGCUCAAGUAUCACAUACUAUAACACAAGGACUUAUUCUCUGAGCGGAGCCUGCAGUUCCUUACAGACCUUCAUUUCCAUCGUCUGAGGAGUUUCUCUUCUUCUCUGAGGUGUAAAGUCUGCUGUCACCAUGUCUGACACUGAGGAAGUGGACAAUAUUGAGGAAGAGGAAGCCCAGGAGGAGGUAGUAGAAGUAGAAGUAGCCCCUGAGGCGGAGGCCCAGGUAGAAGCAGAAGCAGAGGUAGAGCCUGAACCAGAACCAGAGCCAGAGGUGGUGCAGCAGGUGGUUCAUGAGGAGGAAGAGGCCUAUGAAGAAGAAGGGGAGGAGGGAGAUCAAGAUGAAGAGAAGCCAAAGUUUAAGCCCACUGCUCCGAAGAUCCCAGAUGGCGAGAAAGUGGAUUUUGAUGAUAUCCAAAAGAAACGUCAAAACAAAGAUCUAGUAGAGCUGCAGUCACUGAUCGAUGCUCACUUUGAGUGCAGGCAGAAGGAAGAAGAGGAACUCAUUGCUCUCAAGGAGAGAAUUGAGAAGCGUCGUGCUGAGCGAGCUGAGCAGCAGAGGAUUCGCGCUGAGCAAGAUAAAGAGCGGCAGGCCAGGCGGGAGGCUGAGCGGAUGAGAAAGGAGGAGGCCGACGCUCAGAGAAAGGCUGAUGAUGAUGCCAAGAAGAAGAUAGCACUGACAAACAUGGGAUCGGGCUUAAGCAGCCACUUGCAGAGGAUUGAACAGAGGAGAGGCAAGAAGCAGACUGAAAGAGAAAAGAAGAAGAAGGUUCUUGCAGAGAGAUGCAAACCCCUGAAAAUUGAUAAUCUCAGCGAUGACAAGCUGAGGGAAAAGGCCAAAGAGCUGUGGGAAUGGCUGCACAACCUUGAGGCAAUAAAAUACGACCACUGUGAGAAGCUUAAGAGGCAGAGAUAUGAGGUUGUUUCUCUCAGGAACCGUAUUGAUGAAUUGCAGAAACACAGCAAGAAGGGAGCCGCCUCACGCCGCAGGAAGUGAGCAGCCCUUCGGUGCCAGUCAGCCUGAGCAGGAGGCAUCUUCAGUCAGCCACAGCAGUAGCUCCAGUCACCCGCCCGAUGACAUCCACAGCAACAACAAGAAAGCUAGUGCCUGUGUUUACUUAAGUGAGAUAGUUUCACAAGGAUUUUAGCUCAUGUAAUAAAAUAAACUAUAAAAAAUAUGCUUUGUUUGUAUAAAGAACAUGUGGCACUUUAAACAAUCA
Messenger RNA from Oreochromis aureus, 1252 nucleotides. RefSeq names its product troponin T, fast skeletal muscle isoforms-like. Gene Ontology annotation, cellular component: troponin complex. NCBI's taxonomy places the organism in Eukaryota, Metazoa, Chordata, Actinopteri, Cichliformes, Cichlidae. The transcript has 16 exons. Gene Ontology annotation, biological process: regulation of muscle contraction; muscle contraction; sarcomere organization. The coding region runs from base 166 to 1029 and encodes 287 amino acids. Gene Ontology annotation, molecular function: troponin I binding; tropomyosin binding; troponin C binding. The record is from RefSeq and is a predicted model, not a curated record.